GCACUCUGACUGGAGAUACCGCGCGUGUGCGUGUGAAAAAGAUCGGAACAACGCAAAGCAGAACCGUGAGAACAAGUACGGUUAGCACAGUGUGCAGAUGGAUGUGUAAUUGACAAAAGAUGAACAUUAGAGGAGUACAUUAUAAUAAAUACAUAGCACAUUCGGGCACACACGCACGCAUGCAGAAUCAGUUUACUAGAAUCAUCACAUCUCAUUAAGGAUCACAUUGCUGAUGCUGAGAGACGAGAAAAAUGACCAGAGAUGCUAUGAAGUCGGCGGGUCAACUUGUAAGAACUUCAGGCAGAUAAUAAUGAAUUGGAGGCGACAUAAAGCAGGAGUGGGUGGGAACUAAGUGCCAGUAAAGUCUGGAUCACAUCUUUAAGCGUUUUACUGCUGGUUGCACUUGAAAUGAGAAGCCUGGACUAACACAGAGGAGCGUUUUUAUUUCGCCAAGCGGCUCCGUGAGGAUCCUUUUUUGGAAACAACCGGACUGGAAUGAUGCUGCGAUUGUUAGCCACUCAUCUUUGACUGUGACUGUCGCCUCUUGUGCGAUCUGUUCCCUGACGUCUGUCCAAUUGUUCUCGCUGGACGGUAGGAGAUUUAUAUCUUUCCAGUAUAAGAGGGCACUUUAUCUGAAAGCCUGGAGAAAGACGGUGGCUUACUUGCCUGCCCAAAGAAGGUCUGAGAACAAUAUAUGACUUUUGGGUCGCCUGUGUUAGGCACAACGGACUGAGUUUGAAAGUGCGAACCGCAAUAUGAAUUCCUGGUGAUGGUUAUCUGAAGAGCUUACUGCAAGAUGAAAGCGAUCGGCCGAGCAGCUCUGUUCUUACACUGGAGGUUCCUGGCACUCCUGUGUUUGUACCUGAAGGACAUCCCAAUAAGCAGUGCUUGCCCCAAAUCCUGUGCCUGCUAUGCAGAGAAAGAAGUUCACUGUACUUUCAGGUACUUUACCUCUGUGCCUCAAGGGAUUCAGCCGACUGUGGAGAGGAUUAAUUUAGGGUAUAACAGUUUAAGUAAAAUUAAAGAAAAUGAGUUUUCUGGAUUACAUUCCCUGGAAUUGUUAAUGUUGCACAGCAAUGCAAUUGAAACAAUUGAGGACAAGGCGUUCAGCGAUUUGCAGUCUUUACAGGUGUUGAAGAUGAGCUACAACAAAGUGCGAGAACUUAAUAAGAACACAUUUUAUGGUCUUAAAAACAUAGUCCGUCUUCACAUGGAUCACAACAAAAUUGAAUUCAUUAACCCUGAAACAUUUUAUGGAUUAAUGGACUUAAAACUUGUUCAUUUGGAAGGAAACAUGAUUCAGCAGCUUCACCCAGAUACAUUCGUUACUAUGCGCUACAUGCAGAAUUUUAAAGCAUCAUCCAUUAAAAAUAUUUACCUUUCUGACAAUGCUUUGAGAGACUUACCUUCAGAAAUCUUUGCUCCUACUUCUCAGCUGGAAAGCAUCUAUCUUCAUGGAAAUCCUUGGUCUUGUGAUUGUACAAUGGAAUGGUUUGUGAAAUGGAUAGCAGAAAAUGAAGGAAUACUAAAAUGCAAAAGGGACAGAAAAUAUGCCAAUGGACAACUGUGUCCUAUGUGUGAAACACCUCAUACAUCUAAAAACAAAGAUGUCACACAGCUUGCUUCGACAGAAUUAGCUUGUUUCAAGCCAAGGAUUUAUGAUCACCUUAAGCAAAAGAAUAUUACUGUGGAUGAAGGAGACUUCAGUCCAGUCUCUUCUAAGAAUUUCAUUGCACCUAUUGGAUCGAUGGUCCUAAAUAUGACAGAUCAGUCAGAAAUUGAUGCAAGUGUGGCCUGCAGUGUCCAAAGGCCACAUGCCAUAAACGGUGUCACAGUAGAAGAGAACAAUGGUGUUACUGUGCUAAGUGCAUCAUUAUCAACAUAUUUAGUCUGUAAUAUUGAUUAUGAACAUAUUCAGCAACUUUGGAAAAUACUUGCUACUUACAGUGAUGUACCCAUGAAGCUGGAAAGAGGUUUAUUAUUAACAAAAACCCCAUACUUAUCUUAUAAAUAUAAACAAAAGGAAAAUGAUGAAGAUGUCUACAGUGGUAUAGAAGCAGAGGUCAGAGCUGAUCCUCCUUGGCUGAUGCAAGAAGAGUUCACUUUGCAGCUAGACAGAGCAACAACAACAUUCACAACACUGAAUAUUAAAUAUCUAUCUGACAUUCGCAUAAGUGUUGAUGUUAAUAUGCAGAAGUCUCUAAAGUACACCUGGACACUUAUCCAAAGAGAUAAUACUACGAAAACCGAACAUACAGCUCUAAUUGGUGGCACGGUAGAAUUGAAUUGUCAAGCAUCUGGAGACCCCAGUCCUGCAAUUGAAUGGAUUUUUCCUGAUGGUAGUAAAGUUCGAGCCCCAUACACCAGUGAAGACAGAAAGAUUUUAAUCUCUCCUUCUGGUAAAUUUAUAUUAAGAGGAGCAGAUAUUCCUGAUGCAGGACUCUAUCGCUGUAUAGCAACUAAUUACCUUGAUGCGGAUGUACUUGCCUUUAGGAUUACAGUUUUAAACCCAGAUGUUGAGGAUUCAGAAAUCAAUGGAAUUCAUCAAUCAAAAGUAAUUGGUGAUACUUUCUUCCUUGCUUGUGGAUCUGUAGCAAACCCUGAAGCAACUUUUAACUGGGUACUACCAGAUCAAACAGUGCUUGAUAAGUCACAUGGGAAUAAGAUUCUUUACCAAAAUGGUACACUGGGCAUCCAGGGGCUCACUGAGAGAGACCGUGGAUUUUACAGAUGUCUUGCUGCAAAUCAUUACGGAGCUGACAUUUUAACUUCACAGAUAUUGUUGGAUAGUACUGCCAUAAAUAAUGCACCUUCACAAGCAGUUGUUAAGCAUCUCUUAGAAGAAGAUGAAGCAUCAGGAGAUGAGGAGGAACCCACCCUGGAAGUUUCUAAAACAGAUUUUAAGGAGCUUGUGCCAGUUGCCUCUAAUAAGCACAGACAAGAGUCAAGGACAGUAACUACAAAUAAAUCAUAUCCUACAAAAACUAGAGGUUUUAAAGGUUCAUCUCACAGGACAAAUGGCGUUGCAAGUAAGAGAAGGCUUGGAGGAAACAGACGAAAUGAACAAUUCUCACAGAAAAUAGAUACUCAACGCAGGGCAGAAUUAUUGCACAAGAUAAGAAAAAAUAAUCAUUCUCGGAAUAAAAUGUCAAAAGAUGCAAACAAAAUUCAAACACAAAAUCUAUCACGCCUUUCAGAAGAUGAUAAUGAACAUUCAGGGGAAUUGUUGACAGAGGAUGAACUUUUGAUAAUGACAACAACCAUGGCCAGCAAUGUUUUGACUGCAUCCAGAAGUACUAUUGAGACAUCUACUGAUUUCACAACAGAAACUGCCACACCAAUGGAAACAGAAAGCAAAACCUUUAGAGCACAAAGAAAUGUGUCAAAGGCAGAUAUAUAUGUUACAGAAUCACCCUUAAGCCAACCAUUUACAGUGCUUCCUGAAAUAGCAGCUGAGUCAAGUUCUGAGAUACAGUUAACAUUUUCAGGAGAAGUUGAUGAUAAUCUUAAGGAUGUCACCACUAUUCCUUCAUUACCUUCAACUGCAAGGCCUGACAGCACUUUACCAAAGACUGACUAUAUGCCAGAAAUUGUAAAUCUGGAAAAGAAAGACUCCACUCAGCAGCCAUCAGUCUCAACAAUCACAACUACUGAGGGAGACAAAGACGAGAUAACUUUUCAUACAACACAGAAGAUUACCUCACCUCGACUUCCUUCAGGGUCUACUAUUAUUUCUCACCAACAAAUUCAGAUAAUUAGAGAUGAUACGUCACAGCAAACUGCAAAUAAGUCUCGUCAAGGCAAAAAAAGAAAAUUGACAGGCAGGAGAAGAAUUAUUAGACCCAACAGAAUUCCAGAUAUACAAGAAUUUUUAUAUAAAAUUGUCAAACCUAACAAAAGUCCAACAACUCAGGAAAAUGAGAAUGUGACAAUGUCAGCAUCCAUAGAAAUUACUACAAAAUGCGAGUGUCAUUUGACUGAUGUGCCCUUGGAGACUUCUGAACCGGAGACCAGGCAAAAUGCUACUAAAACAAAGGGAAAAGAGAAGGACAGCAUUAUUACAGGUUCAAUAAAUGAAACCAAUGAACACUCCAGUAAUUUAGCAAGCCAAUCAUCUGUGCAAGACCAGAUUCCACCUAAGACCACCACUUCAUUAAAGGUGGCUAAAGAUACAACUUUUACAGAAGAAGUGCAAACAUCUUUAAUUAAAACUACAACAUCAAGUUCUCCUGUAACAACAAGAUCUAAAAUCAGUAUGCAAAGUUCCCUUACUACAUCUACUCUUGUAAAACCAACCCAAACUAAAGAAACCCUAGGGAGAGUGACCAGUAAAGCCAAAGCUGAGACAUCUACAACAAGUACCACUAAAACAACUACAACCUCCAAGGUUAUCCAUGGUAAAAUUCCAUGGCACAAACUUUUUGGAAAUAAGCAUACUCAAAAGGAACUGCUGAAAAGGCUCAAAAAGCCAGCCAUUCCACUCCUUCCUCCUAAACCUACACCAUCUAAAACUACCACUACAUUGAUGAUGACACCAAGGCCUAUUACUGCUACUGCAACUAUUGCUGCUACAACUAUUCUUCCAUCUAAUAAAGAAUUUGCAUCCCCUUUAGUAACACCAGUUGAAAUUACAACUCAGACAGGCAUUGUUCAUUUUUCAAGUGCCUCAAUAGAUUUUUCCUCAGGGUCAUCAUUCACCACUGAAGUUCCAUCACUAGUAAAUGUUUUAUCAUCUCCUGCAAGUACUUUGGCAACAGUAAUUGACAGGAGUCCUGAAGUGCUUUCUUCAGCAAAGGUUCUUGAAUCAUCUACAACUGAAGGUCCAUCAGUUACCAAAGUGCUAGCAUUGCCCUUCACAAGUAAACCAAGAUUGGCAGGAGGAACAGCAGAUAUGGAAACUUCAGCUUUGCCAGAUGAACUUGCUUCUGGCUCUUUGUCAACCACUUUGCAGUCUUCAAUCAAAGAUAUUUUUACCUCUACAAUCUCUGUUCCUUCAAAUAGUGUUGUGAUUACAUCUCAGAUAGCCAGCACUAUGCCAGAAACUACAAUGACAAUGCGUACCACCACCACCACAACCGUAAAGCCACUAGUAUCUUUUAGAAGAAAUGGGUUCAGGCGCAGACGACCAAGUAAAAAAAUCACAACCACACAAAGUACAAUGUCUGCACCUGCAAAGAAAACUGUGCACAAUACCACAGUCAAUGGAAUAGCAAGUCAGCCUGCAUUUCUGACAACCAGACCUCACAUUUUAGCAGCACCCAUUCAUACAUUCUCCACAAUAAUAGUUCAACAAGGGACACCAGGCGUUAAAAUAAAUGCAGGAGCUCCAGUUGUGAAGAUUCCAGCCAAAGAAAUGAGUACUAAAAGAACUCCUGAAACAAGCAAGGAGGAUAAUAGGAGAAAAGACAUCAUUACUACUACUGUGAGAACAAACCUAUGGACAUCCAGAUCUCCAGCUACAACUCUCAGACCUCCCAAAGUGCAGUUAGAGCCCAUCAUGCCCAUAAAGAAAUCUCCAGUUACUUUUACACCUAAAAUUACUCUUAAGGAUAAAAUUACUUUGAAAUUGACGUCAACUGCAAGCAGUUACAUUUCCUCCAGCACUGAUGUUCUCAAAAAAUCAACCAUCAGCUCCAGAAAUGAUUCUAGAAGUACAAUUAAUCUUGUCCAGACAGUUUUACCAAUUCCACCUACAAAAUCAACAAGGUCUGUAGUUCCACAUGUUAAUGUUUAUAAUAGCAAACAAAAUGAAUAUUUUACUACUACUGAAACUGACAGAAAACCUCUUGAUGGGAGUGGAAGUUAUUUAACAAAGCCAGAUAUAGAAGAGCCUACAGUUUCGCCAUCAAGAACCACAUCAAAAGCAAAGGAGAACUCUCAUUGGCAAAGUCAGUCCUGGCAGGAACUCUACCCUGAAGCUACAGAUCAAGUAAACACUUUAACAAUGAAUGCCUUGACAGUAUUACAAGAGCCAGAGAAGGGUCACACAAAGCCUCCAGCUAUCUAUAACAAUGACAUGGAAAAUGCUAUAAGUAAUGGGUAUGGAAGAUUGACAUUCACAACUUCUAAAAUUGUUAAUUUUGAACCUUGGACAGAAGAAUUACCUUCAAAACCCAAAAUAGUUGGAGGAAAUGCAGCCAGCUAUACAGUUCUUUCUAACUCUGAUGCAUUUUUACCAUGUGAAGCUUCCGGAAAUCCUCCACCAGUAAUAAGCUGGACCAAAGUAUCGACAGGAACUACAGUAACAAUGAAGGCCAAGAGAGGUAACAAAUUUGAACUUUUCAAAAAUGGCACACUAUCCAUCCAAAAUGUGCACAUGCAGGACCGUGGACAGUACCUUUGCAUCGCAGAAAACCAGCAUGGGUUAGACAAGCUUGUUGUCACAUUGUCUGUAGUGGCUUAUCCUUCCAGAAUCCUCGAGCCAAAACUAAGGGAUAUCAAAUCACAUUCAGGAAACACCAUAGAAAUGAGUUGCAAAGCAGAAGGAAGGCCAACUCCUAUUAUUUCUUGGAUCCUUGCUAACAGGACACUUGUUCGAGUGUCCAGUGGCAGAGUAUCAGUGGGGUCAGAUGGAGCUCUAACAAUUAAAGAUGUGACACUAUAUGACCGAGGCCAUUAUAAAUGCAUAGCUAGCAAUCCAGCCGGAGCAGAUACAGUGACUGUCAGACUGCAAGUGGUAGCCGCUCCACCAGUUAUCUUAGAAGAAAAGAGGCAAUAUGUGAAGGCUGAAAUAGGACAUGAUUUGAAACUGCCUUGUACGGCCAAAGGGGACCCUCGACCAACAGUACACUGGGUUUUGUUUGAUGGAACUGAAGCCAGACCUUUACAGUACAUCAACGAAAAGUUGUUUGUAUUUUCAAAUGGAACACUUUAUAUCAAAAAUGCAGCUAUUUCUGAUAGUGGAAACUAUGAAUGUAUCGCUACAAGCACAACAGGAUCAGAAAGGCGCGUAGUAAAUAUGAUUGUGGAAGCCAAAGAUACAGUGCCAAGAAUUGUAACAGCGUCAGACAGAAGAACCAGCUUAAACUAUGGGGACAGGUUAUUGCUAAACUGCUCUGCUGUUGGAGAGCCCAAACCUCGGAUCAUUUGGAGACUACCGUCAAAGGCUAUCGUAGACCAGUGGCACAGGAUGGGAAACAGAAUUCUUGUGCUGCCUAAUGGAACUUUAAUUAUUGAUGCUGUCAGUGAGAAAGAUGGUGGAGACUACCUUUGUGUUGCCAGAAACAAAAUUGGAGAUGACCUGUUGCUAAUGAAAGUCAUUGUUGCUAUGAAGCCAGCAAAAAUAGAAUAUAAACAGUAUGUCCAAAAACAGGUGCCAUUUGGAAAAGACCUUAAAGUUGACUGCAGAGCUUCAGGAGCACCUGAGCCAGAAAUCACCUGGGGCUUACCUGAUGGUACAGUGGUCAACAGUGUUCUGCAGGCUGAUGACAGUGGUAGCAGAAGUCGAAGAUAUGUCCUCUUUGACAACGGAACACUUUACUUGAACAAGGUCGGGAUGACAGAAGAGGGAGACUACACUUGUUACGCUGAAAAUACACUUGGAAAAGAUGAGAUGACAGUUCACAUCACUGUUGUGACUGCCGCUCCUCGCAUCAGAAGGCCUUCUGCCAUGUUUCUGAAACUCAAAGCUGGUGGCAAUGUGAUGGUUGAGUGUGAAGCGACUGGAGAACCAAAGCCUAAAAUCAUGUGGCUCCUCCCUUCUAAUGAUAUGAUUGCAGCUUCGAGUGACAGAUAUUUGGUGCACGUGAAUGGAUCACUAACCAUCAAGAAUGUGAAACUGUCAGAUUCUGGGGAAUAUUUGUGCAUUGCACGCAACAGUGCUGGAGAUGAUACCAAAGUAUUCAAGCUAGUCGUUGAUGGCAAUCCUCCCAUUAUAAAUGGAAAAUAUAGAAACAAAACUGUUGUUCAAGAUAAUGCUGUAAAGCAUUCAAGGAAGCUUAUUGACUGCAAAGCUGAAGGUUCACCUCCUCCCCAAAUUAUGUGGAUUAUGCCAGACAAUGUUUAUUUAACUGCCCCAUACUAUGGUAGUCGAGUUGUAGUACACAAGAAUGGAACAUUUGAAAUUCGCAAUGUGAGAGCCACAGAUUCAGGAGAAUUUGUCUGUGUGGCACGGAAUGAUGGUGGCGAGACUGUCAUGGUGGUUCAGCUAGAAGUAAUUAAUGUGUUGAGAAGACCAAUGUUCAAGAACCCAUUUAAUGAAAAAAUUUUAACCAGUAUUGGAAAGACCACCAUCUUGAAUUGCUCCGUGACUGGUUACCCACCACCUGAGAUUAUCUGGCUUUUACCCAAUGGGACAAGGUUUACCAACAGUCAAAGAAUGUCUCGAUAUCACAUGGGGAGUGAAGGCACACUAAUCAUAUACAGUUCCAACAAGGAUGAUGCUGGCAAGUACCGAUGUGCUGCCCGAAACAAAGUGGGUUAUAUUGAAAAACUGAUCAUUCUAGAGGUGGGCCAGAAACCUUACAUUCUUACUCAACCAAAAGGACUGAUUAGAAGUAUUAGUGGGGAGACACUUUUCCUUCACUGUCUUUCUGAUGGAAUCCCUAAACCCAUUGUUACCUGGUCAGUCCCUGGUGGCUAUGUAUUGUCGAGACCCCAGGUAAAUGGGAAAUAUAUCCUUUAUGACAAUGGAACUCUUAUCGUUCGAGAAACUAGCAUUCAUGACAGAGGGAAUUAUCUUUGUAGAGCACAGAAUGAAGGUGGAGAAGCUUCAAUAACAGUGCCUGUGAUAAUUAUUGCAUAUCCUCCACGUAUCACUCAUGGUCCUCCUCAGAGUGUCCGCACAAGGGUAGGGUCAUCUGUUCAUCUUAACUGCAUAGCCAUUGGCAUACCAAAACCUGAAAUCUCUUGGGAAUUGCCUGAUCAUUCAGUGCUGUCAACAUCUGGCAAGGGCCAACCCACUGGCAGUGAACUUCUUCACCCACAGGGAACAUUGGUAAUACAGAAAUUGUCCAUUUUGGACUCUGGCACAUAUAAGUGCUUUGCCAAGAAUCACCUUGGCAGUGACUCAAGAAUAACACAUAUACAAGUUGGUUAAUGACUAUGUCAUCUGAAAUUGGAAUUCAUCAAAAACAAAUGCAUGUUUUCAAAAAUGAAUCUGAAUGUGGAAUUUACUUGCCAUUUUUUACAAUUACUGUACAUUUGGACUGUAUAUAUUCAAAA
Messenger RNA from Erpetoichthys calabaricus (reedfish), 9162 nucleotides. Its product is annotated as immunoglobulin superfamily member 10-like. Bases 797 to 9037 code for a protein of 2746 amino acids. Lineage: Eukaryota; Metazoa; Chordata; Cladistia; Polypteriformes; Polypteridae. Gene Ontology annotation, molecular function: protein binding. Gene Ontology annotation, cellular component: extracellular region. The transcript is spliced from 7 exons. The record is from RefSeq and is a predicted model, not a curated record.